AUGGCUGCAGAAGACGAGCAGCACGCGUCGAACGCGCAUCCAGGGUCUGAGCCUGUGGAUGCGCAUGCGGCUAGCAGCGACCGCGGCGCAUCCACGGAAAACAACACGCGUCGCGAGGCGCUUCCCGGCGCUGAGCUGAUUGAUUUUGGCGACCAGAGCGCCGCGCCUGCCGCACACGGCGAGCCGAGCCAUUCGUUGCUUCAGGAGCUGACCGAGCCGACUGAGGCGCCCAAAGAAGCGCCGUACCCGAUGGUAUCUGCCGACGAGGAGGAAAGGGACGCCGAGAAGCUCGCGGCAGAAAUGGCGCACGCGUCGGCGGACGACACACACGCACAUGCGGACACCGCGAAAGAGGCGCCUCUGCAGAGCGAUGCUGCGCCCAAGUCCGAACCGAGCGCGCCCGAGGAGCAAGGCGCGCCGCACGAGCACGACGCGGCCCAACAAACACCCAAAGCGGCCGCGCCGGGCGACGCGCCGACCGCCGCCGCCGCCGAGGCACAGGUCGAGGCGGAAGCGACAUCGGUCGCCCAGGCCACCGAGCUCGGCCUCACGGCAGAGCCGGACGCCAGCCGCCAGGAGCAGGCCAGGGACGUGCGCGAGCUCGAAGCGCAGCCUGCACAGGAACUCGGCGGGACGCUGCCGGUGCACGAAUCGCACACGCCUAUGCUGGACGUGCACCCGGAGGCGACGGAGCAUCCUGCGCCGUCGUCGCUUUACCCGUCCGUGACGCCAGAGCAGGAAGAGGAGGAUGCAGAGAAGCUCGCAAACGAGGAGCACGACACCGCAAAGGAUGUGCCCGAGGGCGACGAUGCGCCCACGUCUGAAUACCCCGCGGCUGUGCACCAAGAUGCGCCGGCGGAGGACAGCAAGACUGUCGAGCCGUCCGCGACCGAGCCUGCGGAUGCGCCGGUCGACAGCAACGACCCUGCCGAGCCUGCUGCGCCGACCGAUGAGCCUGCCGAGCGCUCCGACGCGCCUACCGAGCCGACCGAUGCGCCUACCGAGCGUGCCGACGCACCUACCGAGCCGACCGAUGAGCCUGCCGAGCGCACCGACGCGCCUGCCGAGCCUACCGAUGCGCCUGCCGAGCGUGCCGACGCACCUCUGCACGAGCAGAGCACGGCGCCUGUCGACGUCCCCAACGGCGCCGAGCCCGUUUCGGGCAACCGCAUGCGCCCGAGCGUGCACACCGCGUCGGUCCUCCCCGUGCCAGACAGCGAUCCCUCUCCCGCACGCUCGCCGAUCCACAGCGCGUCGAGUGCGAGCAGCCUUUCGCGUGGCAGUGCCGUCUUUGUCGUCUCGGCGCUAGAGACGAUCGCCAACUCCAAAGAGGCAAAGCGAUCCAAGGACCUCAAAGAGAGCGCCACGACCGCGCUCGACAUGGUGCGCCGUGCGGCGGCGCCCGAGGCCAGUGAGCCGUCGAUCCUCGAUCCCCGUGUCGUGUUUGAGCCGCUGCGGCUUGCGUGCAAGACGCACACCAUUGCGCUGCAGACGACGAGUCUCGACUGCAUCGCGAAGCUCGUCAGCUAUGCGUUCUUUGCCGAGGACGAAGGCUCGACGACCGAGGAGCCGCCGCUGGCGGACCUCGUCGUGGACACCGUGUGCGACUGCUUCGAAGACCAGCUCGACGAGCGUGUGUCUGUGCAGAUUGUCAAGGCCCUGCUUGCCUGUGUCCUGUCGACGAGCAUCCGCGUGCACCAGUCGAGCCUGCUGCGUGCCGUGCGCACCGUGUACAAUGUCUUUUUGGUCUCGCGCACGCCCGCGACGCAGGCGAUCGCCCAAGGCAGUCUGUCCCAGAUGAUCUCGUAUGUCUUUAGCCGCGUGCCCCGCAAAGGCAAGGCGGCUGCACCGGAAGAGGAGAAGGAGAGCGGCGAGCGCGUCACGCUGCAAGAGAUGGAGAGCCGCAACUCGUUCGAAGGCACGGAGCGCGACGACGUGGUUAUCGCGCCUGCCGCGAUGGAUGCGCCGGACCUGCUCGUCAAGGAUGCCUUCCUCGUGCUGCGUGCGCUGUGCAAGUUGAGCAUGAAAACGCUCGGCACCGAAAGCGAGCGCGACAUGCGCUCGCAGUCGAUGCGGUCAAAGCUCCUGUCGCUGCACAUGAUCCACAAUAUCCUGCAGAUGCACAUGGACGUCUUCACCGACGCCAGCGUGCAGAUCCUCUCGUCGAGCAGCGGCGAGCAGUCGUCGUUUGUGCAGGCCGCCAAGCAGUACCUGUGCCUGAGCCUGAGCCGGAACGCGGUCAGCAGCGUCAUCCAGGUGUUUGAGAUCUCGUGCGAGAUCUUUUGGCUCCUGCUCCACGGAAUGCGCACCAAGGUCAAGAAGGAGAUCGAGGUGCUCUUUAACGAGAUCUUUUUGCCGAUCCUCGAGAUGCGCAGCAGCACCGCCGCGCAAAAGUCGGUGCUGCUCGGCGUGGUGAACCGGCUGUGCCGCGAUCCCCAGGCGCUGGUCGAGAUCUAUCUCAACUACGACUGCGACCGCAGCGCGCUGGAAAACGUGUACGAGCGCCUGAUGAAUGUCAUCUCGCGCCUCGCACAGACCCCGUCGACGGCCGUCUCGGGGAACACCGCGGACCCUGUUGCAGAGGCGCGCAGCGCCACGCCGCUCCACCGCAUGCCGUCCACGGGUGCGGUGCCGAAGGACGAGGCGAUCGACGCGGAAACGAGUGGCAUACCGCUCGAGCUGCGCCUCAAGCGCCAGAGCCUCGAGUGCCUGUGCAGCGUGCUGCACUCGCUUGUCGAGUGGUCCGGCCGCAGCUUUGAAGAAGAGGGCACGCAGAGCGACGACAUCAAGGUCGAGCACGACGAAGAGGUCGAGGCGCUUGCCGCGCAGGACGACGAUCCCGGCCGCUUUGAGAAUGCCAAGCAGCGCAAGACGACGCUCCUCGAGGCGAUCCGCACGUUUAACUACAAGCCGAAGCGCGGCAUCGACCGUUUGAUCGAGCACGGCUUCAUCCGCAGCCGCGACCCCCAGGCGAUUGCGCGCUUCCUCUUUUACGCCGACGGGCUGAGCAAGGCGAACAUCGGCGAGUACCUCGGCGAGGGCGAGCCGGAGAACAUUGCAAUCAUGCACGCGUUUGUCGACCUGAUGAACUUUGACCAGCUGCCGUUUACCACGGCACUGCGUCGCUUCCUGCAGGCCUUCCGUCUGCCAGGCGAGGCGCAAAAGAUCGAUCGCUACAUGCUCAAGUUUGCGGAGCGGUACAUUGCGGGCAACAAGGGCGCGUUUGCGAAUGCCGACACCGCGUACAUCCUCGCGUACUCGGUCAUCAUGCUCAACACCGACGCACACAACCCCCAGGUGAAGCACCGCAUGACGCUAGCCGACUUUAUCAAGAACAAUGCGGGGAUUGACGACGGCGCGAACCUGCCGGAAGACUUUUUGCGCUCGAUCUAUGAAGAGAUCCAGAAGCACGAGAUCAAGAUGAAGGACGAGGCGCCGCCUGCGCCGAAUGUGCCCCAAGGCACCGGCUUUGCGACGGCGAUCGCGACCGUCGGCCGCGACUUGCAGCACGAGCAGUACGUGCUGCAGUCCGAGGGCAUGGCGAACCGCACCGAGGUGCUCUUCCGCACGAUGCUUACGGCCCAGCGUCGUGCAGGCUCGCAGCAGCGCGCGAUGGCCGACCAGUUCUUCUCGGCGUCGCACAUGGAGCACGUCAAGCCGAUGUUUGAGGUGGCGUGGAUGUCCUUCCUUGCCGGCAUCAGCACGCCGCUCCAGGACAGCACGGAUCCCGACACGAUCCGCCAGGUGCUCGGCGGAUUCCGCGACGCGAUCAAGAUCGUGUGCUUCUUUGGCCUGGAACUCGAGCGGAACGCGUUUGUGACGACGCUCGCCAAAUUCACCUUCCUGAACAACUUUGGCGAGAUGCGCGGCAAGAAUGUCGAGACGAUCAAGGCCCUGCUCGGCAUUGCGCACACCGAGGGCAACUACCUGCGUGGCUCCUGGCGCGAGGUGCUUACCUGUGUGAGCCAGCUCGAGCGCUUCCAGUUGAUCAGCGGCGGCGUCGACCAGCGCAUGCUCCCCGAGCUCGGACGGCGCCACAGUGGGGCCGGCAACGCGCCGCGGGGCAGCGUCCACCUGCCGACCAACGAGGUGGUGCAGGCGGGCGCCUCGUCCGAGAUCACCGUCGCGGCGGACCGCGUGUUCUCCUCGACGCCGAAUCUGAGCGGUGAGGCGAUUGUCGACUUUGUGCAGUCGCUGUGCGACCUGAGCUGGGAAGAGAUCCAGUCGUCGGGCAUGUCGGACAACCCCCGCCUCUUUUCGCUGCAGAAGCUGGUCGAGAUCAGCUACUAUAACAUGUCGCGUAUCCGUAUGGAGUGGUCGCGCCUGUGGCAGAUCCUCGGCGAGCACUUUAACCAGGUGUGCUGCCACCCCAACCCCGCGGUGAGCGCGUUUGGCCUGGACUCGUUGCGCCAACUCGCGAUGAAGUUCCUCGAGAAAGACGAGCUGCACCACUUCAAGUUCCAAAAAGACUUUUUGAAGCCGUUUGAGUACGCCAUGCGCCGCAACCCCGACCUCGGGGCGAAGGAGAUGGUGCUGCAGUGCCUUGAGCAGAUGAUCCAGAGCCGCUCAGACCACAUCCGCUCGGGUUGGGCGACGAUGUUUGGCGUGUUUGGCGUUGCGGCCGGCGCGCCGGAGCGCGUCGCGGUGUACGCCUUCGAGCUCGUGAAGCGCGUACACAGCGAGCGCUUCGAAGCCAUCCUCGCGAACAGCUCGUUCGGCGACGUGUGUGUGUGCAUGGCGCACUUUGGCAAGGUCGGCAGCCAAAAGAUCUCGCUGCCGGCCACCGACCUGCUCCGCACGAUGGUCCCUGCGAUGCUCGAGCGCAGUGCGUCGGUGCAAGACGCGGACGCGUCGACGGCCUCUGCCGCCGCCGUUCCCCCGUCGGAUCUGUGGCUCCCUGUGCUCUUUGCGCUGUACGACAUCCUAAUGACCGGCGACGACCUCGAGGUGCGCCGUGUCGCGCUCGAUGCGCUCUUUGGCCUGCUCAAGGAGCACGGUGCAGAGUUUACGCCCACGUUCUGGGACACGGUGUGCCAGGACGUGCUCUUCCCCAUAUUCAACGUGCUGCGCAACCGCUCGGACGUGACGCGUUUCUCGUCGCAGGAGGAUAUGAGCGUGUGGCUCUCGACGACCAUGAUCCAGGCGCUGCGGCACCUCGUCGAGCUGUGGACGUACUACUUUGACACGCUGCAGCGCCGCCUCGCCGGCCUGCUCGAGCUGCUCUGUGCGUGCAUCUGCCAGGAGAACGACACGCUGGCGCGGAUCGGCACGACGUGCCUGCGCGAGCUCAUCGUGCAGAACGUCGACCGCCUCGACGACGGGCUCUGGCAGCUCGUGACGGACGCGUUCCUGCGUCUGUUCCGUGCGACGACCGCCGCGCAAGUCUUUGACCCGAUGCUCUCCUCACCGGACCCCGCGAUGGGCGGCACGGAGCGGCGGCACGCCUUUAAGCAGAUCAUCGUCAAGUGUGUCUUGCAGCUGCUGCUGAUCGAGACGACGAAUGCGCUGCUGCAAGAGACGACGGUCUACGCCGCGAUUCCCGCCGAGCAGCUCCUGCGCCUGACGCAGGCGCUCGAGGACUCGUACCGCUUCUCGCGCCGCUUCAAUGCGGACCGCGCGCUGCGCACCGCCCUGUGGAAGGUCGGCUUUAUGAAGCAGUUGCCGAAUCUGCUCAAGCAGGAGAGCACGUCUGCCUCGACCCUUGUGCACGUCUAUCUGCAGAUGCAGAGCGAUGCCGGCCGCCACGACGCGCACCAGCAAGUCAGCGAGCGUUUCCUGCCGCUGGCCGAGGAGAUCAUCAGUGUCUAUCUCCCCCUGGACAACGAGACGCAGGCGCGCAACAUUGCCGCCUGGACGCCGGUCGUGGCCCAGGUCGUGGACGGUCUCGCGGCACUGUACGACAUGCCAAACGCCGAGGCGACGCAGGAGCAAUGCACGCGCACCUUUUACCUGCUUGCCGUCGAGCUCCUCGACAAGGUCGGCCUCGCGCCUGCGCUGGCCGUGCCGCUGCGGCGCUACCUGACGGCCGUCGGCCUGGCCCAUCGCCUUGUGGACCUCUCGGCGGCGACCGAGCGGCAGCGCAAGCGCGACGAGGCGCAUGCGCAGCUGCUGCGCGCGACGCCCUCUACGGCGAGCCUCAAAGGCGAGCUGUACCAAGAGGCGGGCAACGCCUCGGUGGAUAUUCUGCCUCGUGCGCUGCGCAGCGAGGUGGAAGAGACGGGAUCGCCCGCGGCGCGCUUGCCAUAG
This is a messenger RNA of Malassezia japonica, 6246 nucleotides long. It is a transcript of the gene SEC7, whose product is annotated as guanine nucleotide exchange protein for ADP-robosylation factor. Bases 1 to 6246 code for a protein of 2081 amino acids. The transcript has a single exon. Gene Ontology annotation, biological process: regulation of ARF protein signal transduction. Lineage: Eukaryota; Fungi; Basidiomycota; Malasseziomycetes; Malasseziales; Malasseziaceae. Gene Ontology annotation, molecular function: guanyl-nucleotide exchange factor activity. The record is from RefSeq and is a predicted model, not a curated record.